UGUUCAUGAAGAACCUUCCGUUCUCAAGUUUGCACUUAACUUCAUCAAAAAAGUCGAAAAAUCGUCGUGUCAACGGAAUUAAUUGAUUCGUGAUUUUUCCACGUAAUGAUGAGUCACUCCGGCAUCUAAAAACAACAAAUUUGCACAUUUUUUUCACCUCAAAGUUGCUUUCUUCGGCGCUCGAAAAAUCAUCGUUUUUCGUGUUCAAUUAACUUUUCUCUUCGUUUUUUGUUUGCACACGAAGUUGAAGUAAAUAACGAAAAACUUAAGUUUCACGAGCUCCAAACUUGUGCCCUGACGUGUCGAAAGAUUCUUCAUUUUUUUAUAACGUGUCCCAGACCAUCUUUCGUCGUGGCUUCGUGCGCGAUUUUCGAUAUGGCGUCUCAUCCCGCCUACGAAUACGAAGAACGAGGGCAACGCAAUUGCCGCGACAGGGUCGCCACCACCUCAAGACCUGCGGAUUCUACCGUCGCCUGUACGAAUGCCCAAUACUACGUCGAUCAAAGCAGCGACAUAAGCAGCGAAGAUCUCGCUGAAUUGCCUUCUUGCGUUUAUGCAGGAAGACAAACGCAACAUGUGGCCCAUGCCUCGCCGCACACCCAUUCGCCGUUACACUAUCACAUGCCAAUAUCGACAUCAGAUUCGAUGUUCCCAGACCACAACGACGCUGAAAUGAAUGGAGUCGAGGACAGUUACUACCCGAACGGUAGCCCCUUCAGAGCUCAAAGACACGCGGCAAAUAUUCGAGAGCGCAGACGGAUGCUAAGUGGGAUUGAAAUUUUUAGCAGCAUCAACUCGGCUUUCGACGCACUUAGGGGCCACGUGCCAACGUUCCCAUACGAGAAACGCCUCUCGAAAAUCGACACGCUCAGAUUAGCAAUUGCUUACAUCGCGCUCCUUCAAGAAGUUCUUGCAGCUGGUUUGGAUCCUUUAACGUUUAUCGAGAGAUAUCUUAGGGGUCAGAUCAGUGGAGUACGAGCCGAGUGGAACACGAGCGAUCUGACCGCUCGACUUUCCUGGAUAAACUGGGCAAAUUUGGGUGUAAAUCCGAACAGGCGAUCGAUUCUUACGACACUCACUCUGACGACGGACAACAUGAACUAAUAAAAGUACUUGUCAGGAGUGCGAAACUAUUCGACGUGUCAAAUUCAUCGGGAAAUUUCUUUUCAUAAAAUACUUGUUGUGUAAAUAUAUUUCGUACGGUGCGCGGUACAGUGCGACGAAAGAGCUCUUGAAAAUCAUAAAAACUAGUCUACGUGCAAUAUCUACGAGUUGUAUUUCGUACGUAUUAUAUACAUAUAAAUAUAUAUAUAAAUUUAAACUGAUGAAAAAUGUGGCUGAUGAUACCGUUUAGCUCUAGCUAGAUUAAGUAGAAUUUUAUUUGGAAUAAUGUUUCAAUAAAAACGAUGCGUACAAAAUGA
Molecule: messenger RNA, 1421 nt
Organism: Venturia canescens
Lineage: Eukaryota; Metazoa; Arthropoda; Insecta; Hymenoptera; Ichneumonidae
Gene: Fer2
Product: 48 related 2
Exons: 5
Coding region: 376-1104 (242 amino acids)
Biological process (GO): developmental process; regulation of transcription by RNA polymerase II
Molecular function (GO): RNA polymerase II transcription regulatory region sequence-specific DNA binding; protein dimerization activity; DNA-binding transcription factor activity, RNA polymerase II-specific
Source: RefSeq, a predicted model, not a curated record